CUCUCUGUUAGACCGCUAGAGAGAAUUUUUAACAUAACUGUGCUACUUAUUUUGUCGCCACUGUAGCUAUUCCCUUAUCGUGCAGCAGUAGAGGGCCAUCCCUCUUCUUUUUCUUCUUUUUUUUUUAAAUAAAAACCAACAAAAGUGUUCUGGUUUCCCAAUUUCACGGUACAAUUUAUUUUUAUAGUCUGCUGCUACUUUUCUGUGAACGACGGCAGCAGCCGCUUCGCGAUGUUGUCUUGUUUUGAAUUUCCCAUAUCACAUUAUUGCCUUUCAUUUCAUCUUUACUUCAACAUCAUCACGAAAACGAAAAACGGAAAACGAAUGAAAUAUAUUUUGUUGUUCUUGUUUUUGUUUUUUUCUUCGUAUAGUUUCAAUUUUGAUGAAAAGAAAAUAGAAUAUCCCUCCAAAAUGCACUCGAAGAUGAGAGAAAGUAUACUGGAAUAAAAAUGUUGUGAGAGAGAAAGAUUUUUGUUGGUGUUUAUCUUGUUUUUCUUUCCAAUUUUCCCUUCCAAUUCUAUUUACCAUUUUUUCCAGAAAUAAUGUGCAUUAUUUUUCUUUUUACAAAAAAAAUAUUCAUGUUCGUUCUCGUUGUCGUCUGUGUCUCUGUCGUUUAUGUCGUGUUCGUGUUGUUCGGUGUUCGUUUCGUUCUUAGUUCCUUCAAGAAGUAGAACAACGAAUGGAUUUUCCCUGAAUUUUUCAUCGGGUGCGUGUUGUAGAAUUUUUGUAUAAGAAAGUAACAAAUUCGAUAAAGGGCGAGGAAAAGGAAAUAAUGAAUUCUACACGACGAAAUAGAAGGAAAAAGGUGGUGAAUUUAAUGUGAUGAAUCUAUCAAUAUCACCAUCCAACGUGAUGUCCUUGGUGAUUGGAAAAUCUAUUUUGAAAAAUUUAACUCGAUUUUAAGUGUGAAACACAAGGGGGAGGUGAAUUUUUGUAUAUUAUUAUUUUGUUCUUCGUAAAUCCUACCUAUCUUGUGAAAAAAUUAAAAAAAAAAGUAUAAAAAUAUAAAAUCUCUGAAAAGGGAGGAGUAGUUUUGGUGAAAAAAAAGAAGCAAGAAAAAAAAAUUAAAGAAACAACGAAAAAAGUGACAUAAAGAACAAAAGGACGAAAAUAGAAGAAGGAUAACACACAGCACAGCACUCAACCAGCACAGUACAGCACAGCAGAAGAGCGAGACGUGUUCUCACAAACACACACUUACCUCUCUACUGUAUCCGUAUAUAUAGCACACCACUACAACUAACUACUACACCAACUAACCAACCAAUACACACACGCUCAUCCUGCCAGUUAUUCCUGUGUGUGGUGAUUAUUUAUUCAGGACAUAAGAAGGGAUAUAAAUUUCAAGAAAAAAUAAAUAAUAAACAAAAAAGAAAAAAAAAAACAAUAAAUAAAACUAAAUAAUUAUUUAUGAUGGAUAAUAAACGGAGACAAAUUGUUGGACUAUUUGCUGUGGUGUUUUACUUAAACGUAUUCACCUCGAAAACUGUCAAUGCACAACAACGACCCAGAAUAUUAGAACAUCCAGCUGAUGCGAUAGCAGCGCGUGACGAACCAUUAACACUUAAUUGCAAAGCGACUGGUAGACCGCAACCAGAUAUAUCAUGGUAUCAUAAUGGAACACCAUUGGUUCCGUCCGAACGAAGAGUUAUCCUUCCCGAAGGCUCGUUAUUUUUUCUAAGAGUAAUGCAUAAUAAACGAGAACAAGAUGCAGGCAUUUAUUGGUGUGAAGCAAAAAGUUCAGCUGGAAUUGCCGUUAGUAAUAACGCAACGCUUCAGAUAGCCCUGCUCAAAGAUGACUUUCGAUCAGAGCCAUCUGACUCAAUAGCGUUAGUUGGCGGUCCAGUUGUUAUGAAUUGCACACCACCGAGAGGUAUUCCGGAGCCUUCAGUUCUUUGGUAUAAAGAUGGCAAGCUUUUAGACUUGAGUGGGAAAAGGUUGUCUAUGGUUGAAGGAGGAUCUUUGAUGAUAUCCGAGGUACAAGUUUCAGAUGCAGGAAAAUACGAAUGUUCUGCACAGAGUAUGGCGGGGCGAAAGAAUGCCCCUCCAGCAACUCUAAAAGUUCUCACUCCACCUUACAUAGUUCGUGGUCCGACAGAUACUGAAGUGAUAGAAAGCGAAAGAGUGGACAUUCCAUGUGAGCUGGUUGGAGAUCCAAAACCUAUUGCGUCUUGGCAUCGUGAUGGAGGUUCGCUACCUGAAGGCAGGUCAAGGAUUUUGUUGGAUAAUACAUUGAGAAUAGAAGACGCACGAGCUGAAGAUCAAGGAACCUACACGUGUAAGGGAUACAACGAAGGUGGUAACAUCUCGCUGUCCAUAAAACUCAGUGUUUUCGCUACCCCAAGAAUCACAGAAGCUCCAUCGGAUGUGGAUAUCAUGGAAGGUGAAACUGUAAAUCUUCCAUGUAAGGCAUCUGGUCGACCUAAAACGAUAACAAUAUGGGAUAAGAUUCUAUCCGAGGGAAUCGUGGCCAAUUUACAAGAUGAAAUUUCUCAAAUGCUCGAAGAAGAAGCUCGACAAGAACUUUUGGCAAAGGCAAAGAUUAUGAGCUUCAGAUCAAAGCGACACAGCUUAAAAUUGAUACGAAACAAUCGGACCCGACGGAGUAUAGUUAUUUCCGACGAAGAAAAAGACGAUGAUGUCGAUGUGAAUAGUUUAGUCACCGAAACUACAUCAUUUAUCGAUGUUUCAUCGUCACCAACACCAGAACUUCCCAAUUUCGAGAUUAGCAAAACUGGAGAGCUUGUCAUAAAGAAUAUACAAAAGCGAGAUGAGGGUUGGUACGCAUGCACAGCAAUUAACGAAGCCGGAAGUGUUGUCAAGAAAAUUUUCAUCCACGUGAAAUCACCAUCAGAUCCCGAGGGAGACUUUCAAAUUCCCGAAUCGUUUAAUAGUCGCUGGGAGAACACCCAAAAUAUCCUAAUAACAACUGUCAUCCCAGUUUCUUCGAGCACUCUCGAUGUGACCUGGGAAUAUGCUCAAACAAAUCUAUUCCCCAGUAAGGGAAUAACCCUGUACUACCGUCCGAUAUAUCUUAAUGGAGCUGAGGUGCGUAUAUUGUCGAAGGAAUAUCUAUCGACUGGAACAACGUUCGAAAAGAAAACCCAUCGUUUGGAGGAUUUGAAGCCCUACACGAACUAUGAGAUCUUUGCAACUGUACCCAAGGGACUCGGUGGAACUAUUUCCAAUCUGCGAAAGGGAAAAACUCUCGAUGGGCCACCAUCCGCACCGCCUACAGAUGUAAGAGUAGGAGUCAUAAAUAAUACGGCAGCUUAUGUUCGUUGGUCUCCACCACCCACGCAUUUGAUAAACGGUGAACUGACGGGUUAUAAAAUUCAAAUAAAAUCGAAUGUGACAAAUAAGCUGUUGGGACAGAUGUCACUUAACGCCAGCACGCAGUCCGUGGUGAUCAAUAGUUUGAGUCCUGGUGGACGGUAUAUCGCUCGAGUAGCGCCUUUGACAGCAGGUGGCCUGGGACCAUAUAGUCCUCCAGCGCCUCUUCACAUUGAUCCGUCCUUUAUAGCUAGACCACCGAAAACCGACCCAGCUCUUAGUGCUUGGUCAAUGUCCUGGAUGCCAGGCGUAGCACUUGGGAUUCUCGGAAUAUGUCUAAUUAGUGGAGCUAUAUUUGCGGUGUUUUGGGCGAAGCGGAAUAAGCGCAAUCUAAAGGCAUCAUAUCCAGCACCAGUUCUCACAUCUUCCCUUGCUGAUAAAUCGCAUACACUUUGGAUGCAAAAUAACACCACUAUCAAACCAACUCAUACCUAUGCUGUGCCGCCACCACCUCCAUCUGCACCACAAUCUGAGUACGCCGAAUUGACUACGGUCAAUAUGCCCAAACUUAACCUAGGCCAAUCCGCACCACCGGAACCUUAUGCGACGGUGACUCUGCAACGUGGAGCUGGCGGAGGAAUGGGCAUCGGUUUAAGCUCUAUAGCGGAUGAUUGUCGUAAAUGCUCGGCCAGUCCCAGUUCCAGCGAAUACAAUGCGCCCAUAAGGAUGCCAAUGAAUAUGUGCGAUAUGCUCCCACCGCCACCAGAUCAUCCAUACAAUAGCUACAAGACUAUGAACAACAUGACGAUACGCACAAAUCCCGCAGCACUGUCACCGCAGGUGAUGCGUCGCGGAAUGCAAGGAAUGCCACAACCCCAUCAGCCACCAGUUUGGGGUUCACUGCCACCACCACCGAUACCCAAUUUCCCGCAAAAUUGGAUGCAAGAAAGAAACACCGGAGGUUAUCACCAUCCCCAGCACCAGCAGCAUCCACAGCACCAGCAACACUCACAACUGCCUUCACAGCACCAGCAGCAUCAACUUCAACAGAAAGCACAACACCAGUACCGCCACCAGCAGGAUCCACACCAUCAGAAUAUCUACAGCGAAAACGAGUACGAGUCCGGGUCGGUGCUAUAUGAGCAAUUUUGUCGGGACAACGAGGCUUCCUACUUCAACGAAGGUGGGGAGCCCACCGAGGAGUAUUACCGCAAUGUAAAUAUGGAAUUCUUUGAAGACCAAGAAUUCGAACCCGCCACACCACCACCGCCUUGUCCACCAGACGCAGCGACGUCCAAAGGCAAUCCCAAUCUACGACUUCUUGCCGCAGCAAAUGGCGCCCGACACCAGGACAAUGGCCAAUUGAAUCUGCCAAGAAGGAUAUAUAGGAAUCAUCAUGGUGGCAGCGGAACUCCUGGUGAUUCAUCGUCAUGUGAGAGAAAUACCAACCAUACUGGACCUUCGCAAGGGGGCAGUAAUAGUUCAGAUGAUAGUGAAUCCGAAGGUGACCGUUGGGCGCCACGUUCAAGACGCAGUCGUUCUCGGUCAAAGAGCAACGAACGGAGAUUUCGAGGUGAUCAGUGAGAUGUCAGGUGAUAGUAGAUAAGUAGUAGUGGUACAAUGCACACAUCCGGUGUUAUUUUACACGUUGCGGAUUUAUCUUGACCGCAAAAUACAACAACUCUCGAAUACUCGAAAAUUUUGUGAAAAACAUAUUCAUUAGUUUUAGUUAAGCAAAAAAAAAAAGAAAACAUAACAAAAUUCGUUUCGAGUAGAUUUUUGUGUUUUUGUUUUCUUUUUUUAUUUAUAAUAACCGUAGAUUUUAGACCAUUUAGUUAUGACACAUAUUGGUAUAAAUUUAUACCAAUUAAUUAAAAUGUUCUCUGUAAAGAUUUUUUCUUUUAUUUAUAUCUUGAUAUAGAUUCUUUUGUUUUAAACAAUACAAACAAAUAAUUGGUAUAAAUUUAUACCAACUGUGAAAGGUUUUAUGUGUAAAAAAUGUUUUUAUUUACUCUAUAUUUUUUAAUAAUUAAACUAUUAUUUCUGUAAAUUAAUAUUAUUGAAUACAACAACAACAAAAAAUAAGAAAAAAAAAGUAUAACUAAAGUAAGAGGCUUUUUACAUGAAUUCAUUAUAAAUAUAUAUACAUAUACACUAUAUAUAUAUACAACAAACAUGCAUACAUAGAUAUUAUUAUUCGCAAAAUGAAAAAAAAGAAGUUUUUAAAGAAAAAAGGUGUAAACAAUAUAUUAUUAUAAAAUUAUAUUAGUAAUGUUUUGUUAUUCCUUUUUGUGUAAAGUAAAGUUAAAGCGAAAAAAAAUAUAAACUAUAUUAAUUAGCAGAUAUAGAAUAUAGAGAGGAGAGAUAUUGCAUUUCUGAGAAUAUUUUUUGUGUUCCUUUAGUUAUUAGUUGUUUAUUUUUUUGUAGUUUUCUUUUUUAUUUUAAUUUUCAUCAAGUCCAGUUACAUAAUAAUUGAAAAGUUUCAAGUUAAAAAAAAACACGACUGAUUGCAAUUGAUUUCAAUAUAAAUAACUUCCAUUAAAUGAUAAUAUACAUACAUAUAUGAAAGCACAAUGAUUGGUUAACAACAACAAAAAUAAACAAAUAUUUAUUAGCAGAAAUUAGAUUUAAAAGGAAAAUACAAGUAUUUCAUGCGUAUUUUAAGCUCAAAUAUUGUAAAAUCCUUGAAAUGAAAACAAUUUUAUUUAACGUUAAUUGCAAAGGGGAAGAAAUGUUUAUUUAUCAAAUCAAUUUUUCAAACUUAAAAAUAAGUAAAGGAAUAAGUUUUUAAUCUUGGUAUUUUAAAAUCCACAAUCCACUUAUUAAAAGUUAAAUCUUGUUAUUCUAAUAAUUGCACAGACUUUUAUUUUGAAGGCCAGACUCUAUUUUAACCAAAAUUUUCAAUUAGUAAAAUCGAUGAGUCCUGAGCUUAAUAAAUUGAUCUUAAUUUAAAUUUUACUUAAUUUUGAAUUCAUAAUGGUUCUUUAUUUUCCUUUUUUGGAUUUACAUAUAACGUUCACAUUUGGUUAAGGAUACAAGAAUUGCCGAUAUCGGUCUUUUAAAAGCAUAACUUUAAACUCGUAUUUUCUAGUUCCUAUCCUGAACAAGACAAAGUUUAGUAACAAGAGGCUAUGUUAAUAGAUAUUCUUGUUUGCAGUAGUAACGUUGAAUUUAUUGUACUCAGUUUGAAAAACUAAUGAACAUGAAUUAAAAUCUUUUCAACUUUAUUUUGUUGUGUUCCUUAGCUCUUAGUUUUUACUUGUAAAAUCAAUUUAGUAUUAAAAAAACAAACAUUUUAACAACUGCAUAGGGGUUUGAAAACGAAUUAGAAGGAAUUAAGAUUCUAAAUUUAUAUACUCGUACAUAUUUGGAUUGUUUGAAAACAUAAUAAAUAAGCUAGAGUAUGAAAUUUCUGACCUUCAACUGAAGACAAUUCAAAUUUAAAUCGAGUCCAAAACAUUCUUAUUCCAAUAACAAUGUUUCGUUUAUAAGUACUAUUAUUUUAUAAACAUACCGUUAAAAUAACGUUUUUUAUCGUCG
Molecule: messenger RNA, 6813 nt
Organism: Eupeodes corollae
Lineage: Eukaryota; Metazoa; Arthropoda; Insecta; Diptera; Syrphidae
Product: protein sidekick-2-like
Exons: 9
Coding region: 1411-4857 (1148 amino acids)
Biological process (GO): axon guidance; homophilic cell-cell adhesion; dendrite self-avoidance
Cellular component (GO): axon; plasma membrane
Molecular function (GO): cell-cell adhesion mediator activity
Source: RefSeq, a predicted model, not a curated record